This is a messenger RNA of Ylistrum balloti, 2360 nucleotides long. Its product is annotated as integrator complex subunit 14-like. Gene Ontology annotation, cellular component: integrator complex. The record is from RefSeq and is a predicted model, not a curated record. The transcript is spliced from 10 exons. Lineage: Eukaryota; Metazoa; Mollusca; Bivalvia; Pectinida; Pectinidae. Gene Ontology annotation, biological process: snRNA 3'-end processing. The coding region runs from base 297 to 1841 and encodes 514 amino acids.
UCGGCAAGAGAAGCCGGGAAUCUUGAGUAAAAGAUCUUGAGCUGCCGAACUUGUGGUCGUUGAUCAUGACAAGACGAUAGACCUUGAUCAAUAUGACAAAAUUUCUUCUUCUGAAAGUUUCCUAAUCACGUUUUUGAUCAUAUUUGUAAAAUUAAAAUAGGGUUCUGUACUGUAAAUUCACACCAUUCUGAUUUGCCACAGCCAUUUCCAAAAUAUAAGCCAAGCAAUCUUCACAAGGUAUAUUACCCGAAGUCUAAACUCCGACAGGAUUUCUUCAUAAAUAACCAAAACAAGCAAUGCCAACUGUGAUAGCUCUGGAUGUGUCUCUCUCCAUGAGUAGGCCUGUGGCCGGUACGGAAUGUCCUGAAGAAUACCAACGCCGAAAUCUGGCCAUUCAUGGGAUCAAUACCCUACUAGAUUUUAUGUCGUCAAACUGCAGACUAGAGUUAACUUCCUUGGUGGUCUUCUCAUACCUUUGGGAACAGCUUGUGAGUUUUACACGAGACUUUGAGUCAAUAAAGACAGCACUAAACAAAGUAGAAGAGUACAAUGUUACAAGUAUAGAAGCUGCACUGACUGGGGUCAGCUCUGUCAUCACAGACCAGUGGAGUGCCAUUACUCCUUGUCAGGCUGUUUUAAUAACAGAUGGAUCCACAGGUGCAGGUCAAAGGUCACUACAAACCAUGUUGCAAAACUGGAGCAAACAUGAAGGAAGCAAUGUUGAUGAAAAGUUUCCUCUUCCAUUUCCAUUUUCCUGUAAGCUUAAUGUGGUGAUCUUGGGUAAUCCCAAUGAGAGUGAAGUAAAAAGUGCUAUUCCUAUGUUUGAAAAACUUAUAGAAAUUAAUGGCCAAGGAGGGGAGGUGAUGGUGCCGGAAAAUUCCUUAGGCUUAAAAAGUGUGCAGACAUUGUUUGAACAAUUAGCUGAGCGAUGUUAUUCGCCGUAUCAUGGCACAUUACAGUGUGGUCAUUUCAAAUGUCCAGUUCAUCUGUACCCAGCACCAGACCCAUACAGGAAGAAUCAUGAUUUUGAGACGAUUGACACAGAAGUUGCUGAUAAAUUGGACAUUCUGGGGUUUUUAGAUAUUGCAGAUGUUGCCAGUCCUCAGACGCUAUCAAGACAUCUGGUGUUUCCAAAUUCUUCAAAAGAAAACAAAUCAGAUGAAGCCAGUAAAGAUGUUAAAACAGAAGAAGAUGAGGAAACAAGUGUUAGCCAUGACGAGGGAAAAGUACCAGCUUUUACUGUCUUAUUACACGGCAGUCUGAAAGUGGAGGGGAUGGUGGCUCUUACAAAAGUCGGCCCAGACUGGUAUGGUCUCCUGUACUCUUGGGCAGACAGCAAGAAAAAAAGCAACCUCAUGCUUUCUCUAUUAGAACCUGGUCAGGAACCUAUAAACUGGCUUGGUCCAAUGAGCAGUUUAGCCCCGAUAUCUGACUUCUCUGAUCCUCCAUAUGGAGAAGAUGACAACAAAACACCAUUUCCUGUACGCCCCCAGGAUAAACGUAGCUAUGCACAGAGCUGUGUGGUGUGGAUUAAACCAUCAGGGUUACAGAGUGACCUACAAAAGGUGUUGAGACAUGCCAGAAAACUUCCGGAAAAACAGCAGCAGUUUUAUAAGGAGCUAAACAGACUACGCAGAGCAGCCCUAGGCUUUGGUUUCCAUGAGUUACUGGAAGGUAUGGCAACAAUGUUAGAGAGGGAAUGCACCAUGUUACCUGGAACAGCUCACCCAGAUGCUGCUCUACAACUCACACAUGCAGCCAAUGCCCUACGUAGUGAGACUGCCACAGAUAUUGCACAGAUGGUCAUGCCUUUACGGACAAACUUUAGUCAAGAUGACUAAAAAACUUCUUUUUUUUUUCUAAAAAAAAUUCUUGUGAAUUUCAGUUACAAGCAAAUUCUGUCCCCCUUAAAUGGAAAAGAUAUAAUAUAGAUUUGAAUACUGGGUCAGUAAGUAUGUUCUACAAAAAUAUACUCAGGUUAAGUCUGAAAGAUGAAAAUAAAAAAGAUUGCAAUUACUUGAAGACAUGCUUAUAACCAGACUGUUAAAGCAUGGAAACUAACAUAAAUUUUGUAUGGGUAUAAUUUAUUUCUGAUACUGCUUCAAAGGAAUUCUGAGUAAAUUUAACCAGUACAAACUCUGAGUAUCACUCUCUUUUAGAUGUUCAUACUUACAAAAUCAUAUUUUGCCUCCUAUUUGGUAAACUGACUUAUACAUUUUGUAUUUUGAUAGAAUUACUUAAAUGGUUUUCGGUCAACAAAAUAAUUUUCUACUAGUGGGGUACAUGUGAAUCAAAAGGUAAUGAAAUAUUCCUUGAAAUGGAGAGGUAUUUAGAAAUAAAUACGAAAAUACUGAAUCAAC